Messenger RNA from Trematomus bernacchii (emerald rockcod), 1478 nucleotides. RefSeq names its product connexin 34.5 (gene cx34.5). The transcript is spliced from 4 exons. Gene Ontology annotation, cellular component: connexin complex. Gene Ontology annotation, biological process: cell communication. The coding region runs from base 65 to 985 and encodes 306 amino acids. Lineage: Eukaryota; Metazoa; Chordata; Actinopteri; Perciformes; Nototheniidae. The record is from RefSeq and is a predicted model, not a curated record.
UCUCUUCACUCAUCUUUUUCUCUGUGGGUUUGUUCAACUGAAAGCAGGACAACUGGCGACUGAAAUGGGCGAAUGGGAUCUGCUGGGCCGCCUGCUGGACAAAGUGCAGAGCCACUCCACGGUGAUCGGCAAGGUCUGGCUCACCGUGCUGUUCAUCUUCCGCAUCAUGGUCCUGCGCACCGGGGCUGAGAAGGUGUGGAGUGAUGAGCAGUCCGACUUUGUCUGCAACACCCAGCAGCCCGGCUGUGAGAACGUCUGCUACGACAUGGCCUUCCCCAUCUCUCAUGUUCGCUUUUGGGUCCUGCAGAUUAUUGCUGUGGCGACUCCCAAGCUGCUUUACCUUGGCCACUGCCUGCAUGUGAUCCACUUGGAGAAGAAGGUGAAGGAGAGGAUGAAGAAGCAGGCUGAGUUGGAUGACCAGACCAGCCUCUUCCUCAGGAGAACCUACAAAAUCCCCAAGUACACGAAAAGCACCGGGAAGAUCAGCAUCCGCGGACGACUCCUUCGCAGUUACGUCCUCCAUCUCGUGGCCAAGAUCGUCCUGGAGGUCUUGUUCAUCCUGGGUCAGUACUUUCUCUACGGCUUCACCCUGGCGCCUCGCUACGAAUGCGAGCGCUCGCCCUGCCCCCACAAAGUGGACUGUUUCCUGUCCAGACCCACGGAGAAGUCGGUCAUCAUCUGGUUCAUGCUGGUCUCUGCGCUCGUGUCCCUGGCCCUCAGCCUGGUGGAGCUCUUCUACCUGUUUGUGAAAUCCGUGAAGGAGUGCAUGGCGAGGAGGCAGGACUACACCGUGACCCCCGUGACGCCCCCGCCUUCCGAGAGGAAAGCGUUUAAAACCCGUGACGAGAUGAUACAAAAUUGCGUCAACCUGGAACUGGAGCUACAAGGGCGAAAGUUAGGGGUCAACGGGGUCAACGGGGUCAACGAGAGGAGUAAGAUAAUACUGCCUGAGAGCAACAGUUUGGGAGGGGAGGUGCACAUCUGAAACAUGAGGUUGAACGUGUCCAAUUCAAAACAAAUCAUAUCAACUCAAGAUUUAUUAUAGCCCCAAAUCACAAGAAAUGCCUCAAAGGGCUGUACAAAGCAAACACAAGCAAAAUACAAACGUCAUAGCAUACAAAUUAUAAAAACAUUAUACAACGACAUAAGUAUUGCUAUGUGAUAAAAGCAUGUGACUGAAGUGAUGGUAAUGAUGAACGGAAACUAGGUGAUGGAAAUUAGUUGACAAGGAAGACAGAUGUGAAGAGAUGGGUUUUUCAGUUUGCUUUUAAAGGAGUCAACAGAAAUAGCUUCGCGGAUCUGAAAUGGAAGACGAUUCCAAAGGAGAGGCGUUCGGAAUGAAAAAGCUCUGCCACCUACGGGCGAUUUGUGAAUUCGGGGGAUGGAAAGGAGAAUGAGUUCCAGUGUUUGUGUGCUUUGGUUCUAGAGGGGAAACAUAUGUGUGUUUGUCUGUCUGUCUGUCUGUCUGUCUGUGUGUG